CUGUCUGUGGCUCGUUCAGGUGGAUGUCGCCGUACCCAGGACCUCCUGCGCGUCCGAGCUACUGAUCCUAGACCCUGUCCAAAAUGCGGAAAAAUAUACAGAUCAGCGCACACGUUGAGGACACAUCUUGAAGAUAAACACACUGUCUGUCCUGGAUACCGAUGCGUGCUCUGCGGCACGGUGGCCAAGUCCAGAAACUCUCUACACUCUCACAUGUCGCGACAACAUCGCGGUAUAUCUACCAAGGACCUGCCCGUGUUGCAAAUGCCCACACGCUUCGAUCCCGAGCUGGCUAGCCAACUUCUGGCUAAGGCUGGUGUGAAAGUUUCCCCUGAACAACUCCGUGCCCGAGCGUCUCCAACGGGCGCUCGUCGGUGUGACAUGAAGCUAGAUGCCAAGUCCGCAGCCUCCGAGAAUAGCUCCCUCUGCGGAGACAACGAUGAUGACCUAUCACAGUCCAAGUACCAAGACACGCUGCCACAUUCACCACCUCAUAUAAACAGCUUGGCGAACACAACAAUAACAAAAGUGCCCGCGGUGAGAGCCGUUACUGCCAAGACAGUGGAGAACAUGCCGCAUGGACUCACUGGCAUGAAACAUGACGACUACCCGCCGGGCUUCGGAGGAGGCUCAGCUAUAUUGGACACCUACCUUCAGUACAUCGGAGAGAAUGUUUUUGGAAUGAACGCAGCCAAGUUACAACAGAUGAAUGCCAUACACAUGGACAGGAAGACGUACGACGAGCCGUCCCCACAGAUGGGCUCCCUGCCGCCUCCACCGACCACCCUCGCGCACCAACGCUUCCUCAAACAGAUGCAGCGCCAGUACACCGACAACAUGGCCAAGCCGGACAUCACGCGCGACCCGGACGAGCCCCUCGACCUGGGCAAGGAGCGCCAGCGGGCGGACAGCGCCGGAGACGACAACGACAAGGACUCGCUGGACAAAGACUCCGCGGACUUCUACAGCAAGAACUACGAGGAGGAGCGCCGCGGAGACGAGCCGCGCUCGGGCCCGCAGCACCAGCACCAGCCCGAGCGAGAGUACGCCGAGGAGGACAACAAGGCCUCAUGA
This is a messenger RNA of Danaus chrysippus (African queen), 1074 nucleotides long. The record is from the annotation of a GenBank genome assembly. NCBI's taxonomy places the organism in Eukaryota, Metazoa, Arthropoda, Insecta, Lepidoptera, Nymphalidae.